Molecule: messenger RNA, 2545 nt
Organism: Pygocentrus nattereri (red-bellied piranha)
Lineage: Eukaryota; Metazoa; Chordata; Actinopteri; Characiformes; Serrasalmidae
Product: protocadherin alpha-10-like
Exons: 1
Biological process (GO): homophilic cell-cell adhesion
Cellular component (GO): plasma membrane
Molecular function (GO): calcium ion binding
Source: RefSeq, a predicted model, not a curated record
CACUGCAGACCGCGAGACUGAGAGUAUUAGUCGCUUUAUUUAUGUGGCACCACCCUCAGCUGCCUUCAGAUAAAAGGCAUCAGCAGAUGAGAUACGAGGUUUGGGAUUAUUUCGCGUCGUUCUUUGUGUUUUCUCUGGGACAAAAACACUAUUUUGAUUGCUUUUCUCCAAAAAUCAGCGCGUGAUAAUGGAUUUCUUGGCGCGUUUCUGCUUUUGGGCCGCAGCGCUUCUAUCUUUGUGGGCGUCAUCGUCCGGACAGAUGGUGUACUCCGUUUCAGAGGAGGUGAAUAAGGGGACAGUUGUGGGGAAUAUCGCCAAAGACCUGAACAUUAACCCACACGACUUGGAACCUCGACAGUUUCAGAUCGUGUCUGGAUCCAAUAAGAAGUACUUUGAGGUCGAUCUGAAGACUGGGGCGCUGUUUGUGAGCGAGCGGAUCGACCGUGAGGAAAUUUGCGCGUCUAAUGAAAAAUGCGUUUUGAAUUUGGAGGCUUUGGCGCAGAACCCUCACAGUCUUUACAGGAUUGAGGUAAAGAUUGUGGAUGUAAAUGACAAUUCGCCACAUUUUCCACUAGACACGUUCAAACUCAGUAUAUUCGAACACGCCAGCCUUGGAGAGAGGUUUCCACUCCCGGUGGCUGAGGACAGUGAUACAGGCAGCAAUGCGCUAAAAGAAUAUAGACUCAGUCAGAAUGAAUACUUCUCUAUAGAUGUACAGAGCGAUGAAGGGAGUGUUUACGCAGAGUUGGUGUUGCAAAAGGCUUUGGAUAGAGAGAAACAGUCGCUUGUUCGCUUGAUGCUUACAGCAGUAGAUGGAGGAAAGCCUCCUAAAUCGGGCGCACUGAAUAUAAUUAUAGACGUGAUGGACGUCAACGACAAUAGCCCAGUUUUCAGCAUGCCUCUUUACAAAGUUAAAGUGAGGGAGAAUGUUUCCUUAGGCACUAAAAUUUUGUCUGUUUCUGCCUCUGAUGCGGAUCAUGGCAUAAAUAGCGAAAUUCUGUACUCGUUUUUAGGACAUGGGAAGUCAAAAAAGAAAGACUUAUUCACCAUCAUCCCCGAAACUGGGGAAAUUCUAAUCAAUGGGCGAAUAGAUUAUGAAGACAAUCAGGCGAUAGAGUUACGAGUUCAAGCAAGAGACAAAGGCAGUCCUCCUCAGAGCACGCACUGUAAAGUAUUAAUAGAAGUUUUAGAUGAGAAUGACAACGCACCAGAGAUUAUAAUGACCCCACUGCUGGACAGCGUCAAGGAGGACACCAAACCUGGUACUGCUGUGGCUUUAGUUACAGUUUCUGAUAGAGAUGGAGGCAAAAACGGUCUAAUACAUGUUUCAAUGAAGGGCUCUUUUCCUUUCAAACUGGAGCCAUCGUAUAAAAACCAUUACUCCCUGGUAGUAGAUGGACCUUUAGAUAGAGAACGCACUCCGCAGUAUAACAUCCCACUUGAAGCCAUAGAUGAAGGAGCUCCACCUCUAUCCAGAAGCAGUAUAAUAACCGUCCAUAUCUCUGAUGUUAAUGACAACCCACCGCGCUUCUCAGCACCUGUUGUUAACGCUUAUCUGAAAGAGAAUGGCCAAGUUGGAGAUCACGUGAUCAAAGUUUUGGCAGAGGAUCCCGAUCUUGGCGCAAAUGCUGAACUUUCAUACUCGUUAUUAGACACUUCCAACGACGGCUUUCCAAUAUCAGCAAUGAUAAACGUCAAUUCCUUGACUGGUGAAAUAUACAGCAUGCAGUCUUUUAACUACGAAGAAACAAAAAGAUUCCAGUUUAAAGUCCAGGCCACUGACUCUGGAGUUCCUCCUCUGAGCAGCAAUGUGACUGUGAACGUGUUUAUCCUGGAUGAGAACGACAACAGUCCAGUGAUCUUACCUCCUUACUCUGAGGCUGGGUCAGUAAACACCGAGAACGUCCCCUACUCUGCUGAAGGGGGCUACUAUGUGGCUAAAAUCCGAGCUGUAGAUGCUGAUUCUGGUUAUAAUGCGCUGCUGUCUUAUCACAUCACUGAACCUAAGGGGACUAAUCUGUUCCGCAUUGGAAGCAGCUCUGGAGAAAUCAGGACUAAGAGGCGAAUGAGUGACCACGACCUGAAAACCCACCCACUUGUUGUGACGGUAUGUGACCAUGGAGAACCUUCACUAUCAGCUACAGUGACUGUCGAGGUUGUGGUGGUUGAAAGCCUGGACAGCGGGCAGCCUUCCCUAAGACAAGUGCCGAUGAAGGAGGAGGGCUUCUCUGAUCUGAAUCUGUAUCUGCUCAUCGCUAUUGUCUCAGUGUCGGUGAUCUUUCUGCUGAGCCUCAUCGGUUUGAUAGCGGCUAAAUGCUGCGGGUCAGAGGGCGGUUUGAGCAGGUGCAGCGGUCCAGUGGUCACUACACACCCUGACGGGAGCUGGUCUUACUCUAAAGCCACUCAGCAGUACGACGUGUGCUUCAGCUCAGACACGCUGAAGAGUGACGUCGUGGUUUUCCCGUCGCCGUUUCCGCCUGCAGACGCAGAGCUGAUCAGCAUUAAUGGAGGGGACACUUUCUCUCGGACACAGACUCUCCCCAGC